UUGUCCCUUUUAACCAACAAAUACAGACCCAGUCAUCAUACACAACUAAAACAUUAAAAAUUUUUACAUAAACCACCAAAGAAAUGGAGAACCCAUCUCUUGAUAAUUUCAAUUCACUAACAAUGACACCAUUAUCAAAUGAAUUCCAACAAACCUAAGUUACUACACUGACCAGGCUCAAUCAUCAAAGAUAAAUCUCUAUAUAUGCUUAAAAAUACACAUCCUUUUCAACCACCAAACAGAUAGGGAAAAGUGUUCAAUUUUAUAUAUGAUAUUAAGAUAAACACUAGUCCAUUUGAUGUUGAAAAACGAAACAAAAACCAUAUAAGAAUAAUGCAAUAUACCUGUAUUUUCAUUUCUUAAGCAGCAUGAUGGAGCCUGGUGAGCCUGGACCAGUGCAAGUGGGAUUCUGAAUGAUGCGCCAUAAGAAGAUAUUUCCCUGUGGAUAAUUAAUAAACAAAAAACCAAAGUACAUCUUUUCUCAAUCACAAUCAAAGAGAGAGUACUCUUGAUCCAUACUUCAGGUGAUAAAUAUCUAAGAUUUAUAUAUUCUUCUUCUCUGUUAUCAUGCUCAUAAUCUAUAGAGAGAUUAAAAAAACAUAUAUGCAAACAAGUCCAUUGUGGGAACCUACUCACCCAACACAACCACCUUCUCCGCACAAGUCCAGAACACAUCAUCUACCCCUAAACCAAACAAAUCGAGCAGCCAAUUAAACCAUUCUUCGCCUACAAAAUCUGUUGCCACCAAGUUAGUUGUUCUCUGACUUAAAUACGAGAAAUAUAGAGAGGGAGUUUACUUCAAUUAUGGCUUCAGCUGAGCCACCGGCCGCAUCACCAAGCCUCAUUUACAUGCCUCUGGUUAUAGCUCUGUGCAUCAUAGCUUCUGUAGUAUUAGCACUGCUGGCUCUGCAUUCCAUGAUAGUCAGGCUCUGCUCCGGAGAUAGGAGGGAGACAUCUCAGGCUGCCAUCGCUGGCGGAGUGGAGAAGAAGGUGGUAGACGCCAUACCUGUCCAUGCUUACACAAAGAAAGAGAAGUCAUUGUGGUUGAGCCAGAAUGAUUGUCCAGUGUGUCUGGGAGAACUGGAAGAAGGGGAGCCGAUCAAGGUGUUGCCGGAUUGUCACCAUAUCUUCCAUGUCUUGUGCAUAGAUACCUGGUUAGCAUUCCAUUCGACUUGCCCAUUUUGUCGGUGUGAAAUAACCAUGUCUGAUUCUCUAGUUGUGCCUGAGGGUGAUGGUGUUAGUGGUGGUGGUGGUGAUGCAAGUUCAGCAUGCCCAUCUACUUCUGGUUCUAUUCUAAUGCAUUUCAUGGAGAUGCUGAAGUUAAGAAGCUCCCUGGAACUACAGCAGAACAUUCAGCAACAUCCUUCAGAUGGUUCUUCCAGACGUGCAUGUGUUAUGGUGUAAAGUAGAGGUUUUGUGUACGAAAUCAAGAACUAUUUAUAGAUUAUACUCAGAGCAAGCUUUGCAUGCUCCCAUGAACGACCUCUCUGUAACCAGUUAAAAGUGGAAAUUUUGACAUUUGAACACAACCUUAUAUUUGCAAAUAUUUCCUGUGAAAUUCAUGACUGUAUACCCACGUAAAACUAAGAUUCUUACAGGUGGAAACAUUCGAAGGUGCAUAUAUGUAAACAUUAAUGGCAUAAUAUGUUUUGCAAAGGUUAAAUGACAAGAAUUUUAUUUCUAAAGGGGUACAAAAGCAAUUUUUACAAUUCUUGCAAGGAUUUGAUUCAUAAUAAUUAUAUGGUUUGUAAGGGUAUAAAUGACAAAACUCUAUAGCUAAACAGGAUAGCAACCAACAUUAAUAUCUGAGGAACAAAUUUGUCAAAAGAAGUAAAGGCGGACUCAAUGACGAGAUUCUCUGGCCAAUCUAAUGAACAACACAAGAGGCUUAAAACUCCUGAUAAGAAACAGUUGUGAAAUAUCUACUGCUGAAAACAUCAUUAAUUAAAAUACCAAGAAAUCCAUAAAGAAGAAAAAAUAAUCAUACCUGGGUUGACAAAGACCAAGUGGUGAAUAAUUUAUACCUGCGUCUCCUGAACUUUCAAAAUAAUGAAGAGUGAUCUCACAAUUUUAACAAGUGGAGAAGAACCAUAGUAUGAGACAUUAACAUCAGCACCAACUACUCAUUAGCUAUAAAUACGCAACAAGAAGACUCUUGUGCAGCCAAGAAUCUAAAAGACACAACUCACAAGUAUCAAAUGCACCCAACCAAUUUCUAGUAUAUACAUUGAUAUAAAUAAGAAAUAAAGUCAACGUACACAUUUGGACCACAAUAUGGAAAAUGAAAGAGACUGACACCAACUAGCCACAUUUUUAAAUGAUGCCUUUCACAAGUCUAUAUGUUGCUAAUUAUACUAUUUGAAUCAAGCUCAAGCUUACAAUAAGGUAAUCCAAUUAAAAUUUAAUAUAACCUUGUCAAUUUAGUACCAAAAGAAAAUAAAGGCUGCAUCAGAAUCCAACAAGAUGUAAAUAAACAACUCCAAAAAAAAAA
This is a messenger RNA of Dioscorea cayenensis subsp. rotundata (Guinea yam), 2491 nucleotides long. Its product is annotated as RING-H2 finger protein ATL73-like. The coding region runs from base 805 to 1404 and encodes 199 amino acids. The record is from RefSeq and is a predicted model, not a curated record. NCBI's taxonomy places the organism in Eukaryota, Viridiplantae, Streptophyta, Magnoliopsida, Dioscoreales, Dioscoreaceae. The transcript has a single exon.